AUGCUGUCCAGGGUGUAACCUGUCUUGUGCCCGCCUUUCUCCUGGAAUAGGCUCCAAGCCCCUUGCGACCCUGGACAGAAUAAGCAGUAUAGGUGAAUCAAUGUUAUUUAACAUUCUGUAAUUUACUGUCAAGUUGAAUUACAUUGUAUAUAAGCGGUUUGGUUUACCAAUUUUUGUAGAUUUUUCAUAUAAACGGUAUGCAAAUUAUAGGAAAAGGAUGGGAUAGGGUCGUUCCACAUACAAUGAGCGACAGAUACCCUGGUGAUAUAUCUAUAAUUUUUUGUGGCAGUUACUUAAGGGGUCGGGUUGCCACCUUGACACAUGUGGGAGGGACGGACCUUGUUUAAGGAUCCAACAGUGGCGGCCCAGUGAAGUUUGGGCACAACAUCCUGAUCAGCAGUCCAACACCUUAACUACUGAACUACCCCUGCAAACUAUGCUAACAUUGAAAUGAAUCUGAAAAAUCUGGUGUUUUAUUAUGAUUUUUUAAAAGUAAUUAUGUAUGUUAAAUUUAAUUACUGUAUGUACGUGUUUAUGGUUACACCACAUUAACAUUGUUUGGGGUUUAUGACCCAAUAUUCUAUCGAAAUUGAUUUUGCCAGAAAAAUUUACAUUACGUCUGCAUAGAAAGAAUUUGUGUAAGUCAUUUAUUUUUAUUUUAAACUCUUUCAAAAAAAACUAUAUGGACAUGAAGCAACGAGCAUCAUGUUAUGACCCAUUUAACACCUUAUGAUAUCUGCCCAUCUGCACAAAACAUUAUGAUGUCUUUUCAUAUACACAUAAUAUCUAAGAAAGCAUGUGUGUACUAUAUAAAGUCAUGUUACAUAACCUCUUGUGGUAGCUGCUCUUACAUUCCUAUACCUAUAUUCAUUGAUUUGUGUUCAUUUAGCUACAAGGUCAUGAACAGAUGUUUGGUCAGGUGGUCUGGAGUGCAGUCAGUGUUCUAGUCCAUCCCAAAAGUGUUCAGUGGACUUGAGGUCAAGGAUUUAUGCUGGACAUUUAAGUUCUUUCACUCUAACCUUGGAGUUCACAAUGCACAAUACAUUGUCAUGCUGAAACAGGUUUGGAUGUUGCAGCUAGAAUCAUUGCCUCAUAACUUCAUGGUCCCUGGUUCAAUCAUGCCCUCAGGGUACUGUGUGCGUGGAGUUCCUCAUUUUCUUUCACUCAUUUCUAUGUGAUUUCCUAAAUACUCAGUAAGGUAAAGCCCUUAUUUGUCAAAUAUUCAUUCCUGCACAGAGAAAUUCUUUCGUUACAUAUGCCAGCGUAGAUGGGGUCAGAGCGCAGGGUCAGCAAAUAGGGCCCAAAAGAUAAGCGUCUUGCUCAAGGGCCCAAAAAUGGCAACCAUGUGGAGCUGGGGCUUGAACUGCCGACCUUCCCAUCAGUUUAAAACCCUUCACCUUCAAAGAUAAAUGUUAAUGAAUCGACUACCUACAUGCAGAGUGUACAUGCAAAGAGUGUUAUUUAAAAGAAUGUCAUUUAUAUAUACUUGUUUUUUAAAAUGCAGUUUCAGGUCGAUCAUUUUAAAACCUGCUAGUCUACCACUGGUCUGGUUGUAUUACGAGGGAUCUGGCAACCCUGUCAGUUAUGUGGACGGAGGGACUGAAUAAGGCAUCGCGGCGGGACAGAGAGGUGUAUUCAUAGAUAGCUCCAGGUGCUGAGGGGUUUCACUUGACGCGGCGUUUAACGGUUUCCCGUAAAAAGAAAAAGCAGCGUGUAUGCUGGAGAGAAAGGCAACACCAUAAAAUGACAGCAAACAUCAGCAGCACCAGUUCUGCCAAGGCAUUUUCAAAGGAUGUGUUACCUCCCAUUUAUGGGGUGGAGAUGUGUGUGGCACUGGUGGGGAAUUUACUAGCACUAGGGCUGAUUGUGACUAAGGAGAGGAAGAACUGGCACACAGGAGUCGUGUUCACCUGCAACCUGGUCAUCAGUGACAUCCUGUAUGCCCUCACUCUGCCCCUGCUUGUUGACUACUACGCAAGAGACCGGAAUUGGACAUUUGGUGAAGCUGCCUGCAAACUAGAGCGCUUCCUCUUCACCUGCAACCUCUACGCCAGCAUUUACUUCAUCAUGUGUAUCAGUGUUAAUAGAUACCUGGGCAUUGUUCAUCCCUUCUUUACACGCACCUAUGUACAAACGAAACAUGCCAAGAUCAUUAGUUUGAUGGUGUGGAUCGUUGUGGCAGGCCUGGCAUCUCCAAUCCUCUACUAUUCAGGUGUAUCCAAAACCAGAUGUUCUUUAUUCGCAGACUCUGCAUCUAAAUCUAAAAAGUUUAUGUUCAGGGUGUUCAUGGCUGUUAUAGGUUGCUUGGUUCCAUUUUUGGCUACAUUUGCAUCCUAUUUUGGUGUCAUUUGGGUGGUUUUUAAAAAUGAGAAUAUCACAUUACUGGAGAAGAAAAAAGUGGCUCUGAUGGUGUGUACGGUCUGUGUCUUGUAUGCCGUGUCUUUUGUACCUUAUCACUCCUUGCAAAUAUUGCACUUUAAACUGAAGGCAGAAGGAAUUGCCAACUAUUAUGUGCGUAAUGGAUACCAAGUGUCAAAAGCAUUAGCCUGCCUGAACAUGUGCCUCCACCCCAUCCUCUAUAUGGCUGUGUUUGACAGUAUCAGGGCUCUGUGCUGUAGAAAAUGCUCAAAAGAAUCAAAUUAAUUUACCAAAUAUUUUUUAUUAUUAUUAUUAUUAUUAUUAUUAUUAUUAUUAUUCUCUCAGGUUCACCUUGAAUUAAAAAUGGUUGUUUUCAUGGACAUUUAUUCAAUGUAUAUAAUCAAAGAUUUUAAAAUAAAACAGCUGGAUGUAAUCAUGUUUUAUGUAAUGUAUUGUUAAUGUCAUCGACUAGUUAUUUGAAUGUCUGCCCUCAUUGUAAAUAUACAGUUUAUUACAAAUAAAUGAGUUAUUAAAAAAGUAUCUUAGUGCAGUACUUCUAUAUGAAAUUGUCAUAAGAAAUUCCACUUAUUAUGUAGCAGACAAAGUACAUAAAGU
This is a messenger RNA of Clarias gariepinus (North African catfish), 2973 nucleotides long. RefSeq names its product purinergic receptor P2Y11 (gene p2ry11). The coding region runs from base 1744 to 2643 and encodes 299 amino acids. Gene Ontology annotation, molecular function: neurotransmitter receptor activity; G protein-coupled ATP receptor activity. Gene Ontology annotation, biological process: G protein-coupled receptor signaling pathway; calcium-mediated signaling; cellular response to ATP. The transcript is spliced from 3 exons. The record is from RefSeq and is a predicted model, not a curated record. NCBI's taxonomy places the organism in Eukaryota, Metazoa, Chordata, Actinopteri, Siluriformes, Clariidae. Gene Ontology annotation, cellular component: plasma membrane.